This is a messenger RNA of Paecilomyces variotii, 2546 nucleotides long. RefSeq lists its product as hypothetical. The transcript has a single exon. The coding region runs from base 220 to 2181 and encodes 653 amino acids. The record is from RefSeq and is a predicted model, not a curated record. NCBI's taxonomy places the organism in Eukaryota, Fungi, Ascomycota, Eurotiomycetes, Eurotiales, Thermoascaceae.
GCUUGUUUACAUAUAGGAAGGUGUGACUGCUCUCAGAGGUGUGUUUGCCUGCAAAAACUAAACCCGACCAGGACCAGCGACUGUGGCUGCUGCCUGCACAAUCUCGCUACUUCCAUACUCCUUGACUCCAGUCUACUUGAAUACCUCGCAUGACUCGCUUUCUGCACUUCCCAGCUCAACACAACGCCUCCAUACAGCAUCAACCAUCGACCAGUCAUCAUGGCAGAGCCUUUCCCCCGACUGCGGCCUCUGUCCCCUGAGGGUGCCCUGCCGACCCCUCCAGAUUCACCAAGAAAGCGUCGACGGGAGCUUCGAGAAUCGGACGACGCGAGUGGUCAUAUAUCGAUCGAGCACUACCUAUACCGCAGCGAUCCAUAUCGCUCAACGAGCGUCUCGAAUCCUCUGCCAUAUCCUCUUCUUUCUAAAGACGCCCCCGAACCAGUCCGAGCGCGGGUUCUCGCGUAUCACGCAGACAUCCUAGAAAUCCUUCGAGACCAUGGAUUCCACGAUCAGCCUGCCUUCGAGGUUGUCGAAGACACCAAACCGGGUUAUCCAGGCGGGGAAGAGCCUGUAACCAUGUUGAGACUCCUGUUCCGUCUCCAGAUGGUGGUCCCACGGGUCCUAGGUCCUGCCAAGGAUGCGAUUUAUGACUUCCUUUUGACUCGGGAUAUCUACGACGUCCACGUGGAGAUUGUCCACUAUGAUCUGUGUUUUAAACCCUCGCUAUUUGCGAUUGAUCCUAACCAUAAGGCGGUCGAAGCCUACGAAAGAGCAAAACUCGGGCUCGUGGAACAGCUUAAUACCAACCUGGGUUCCUCUUGGAGGGUCAUGUGUCUGUUCAAUUUUGGACUGACAGAGGACAAGGCAGUACCAGCUGUUGUCAUUAUGGUAGACCCUGGCGUGUAUUGUGAUUUCGCGGUUCUCGAGAUCUCUCUGCGACGGCAAGUGACAACCGAGAUCACCAUUGAGUUCCUGCCGGGAGGCAUGUCUCUAUCGAGUCCGGAACCGAAGCAAAAAGAGGCACAAAAGUCUAGCCCAGGUGUAAUAUUCUUGUCACGCAUGAGGUGUGACUCACGUAUCGAAAUGGGAUGUUCGAUAGGAGUUAGGGGUGAAAGGGGAGGGGGCACGAUGGGGGGGUUCGUUACUUUGACAGAGAAUGGACUUGUCCGCAAGGGAGUUCUCACCAAUUACCAUGUUGUGCAGCCGCCCAGUUCUGCGGAUGAGGACGUGAAACUUCUGGCUGAUCGCCAUGGGUCCGCCAUUUCGAGGCCCGACCAAACCCAAGUCGAUGUACUCUACUUUGCAGAAAAAGACAUCGAAGCAACCUUGCAGGACGCCAACGAGCACGUUGCCUCUCUUGAAAAGGAAGUGCAGAAGUUGCGAGCAGAGCAAGAAGAAUGGGUAGCCGUCGGCGCACGAAUACAUCCCUAUAUGGAAACUCGGCUUGGCAUUAAUGAGAAAGCAUUGGCAGAGACCAAAGAGAAGCUGGCGGUGGUCAAAUCUAUGCCCUUGCCCAUAGGCAAGGUGUUGGUUUCGUCGGGGAAGUCCAUCGUCUCGAAGAAGAUCAUUGACUGGGCGUUUGUCGAGGCUGAUUCCCCCGAAGUAUUCGGAUCAAAUACAAUGCCUCACAUCCCGCUGAAGAAGCUCCCAUCCAUGUACGGCCAUCAUCUGGCUGUGGCUCCAGAAGGAUCGGUUUUAGGGCCAUUUGGGAAGCUUGAAAAGGGCGCCUACUACGUCAAGGUAGGCAGGACGACCGGUCUCACAGCCGGUAUAUGUAACGGAACACUGGCUUAUUGUAAUCGGCCUAAGGAAGACCAGCUCCGCUAUGAUGAGCAGGGCAACGAGGUCAACGUGGCGUCGAAUCUGACAGAGGAGUAUGUCAUUCUCGACAAGUCCACCGGCGAGCCCAUGCAUGCCCAGACAUCGUUCUGCAUUUCGGGGGACUCGGGUUCGUUCGUUCUGGAUAACAUGGGGCAGAUAUGUGGUCUGCUGUACGGAGAGCUGUCUGGAGCAUGUGGUCCUCCCGGCGGUCCGAUCACUGAGACAAUCUAUGUCCACGCUGGGCUGGCGACGUCGAUGAGCGACGUCAUUCAGUCGGUGCAAUAUCGCACCACUCCCAGAGAUGGGAAUGGGGUAGCGACUGGGACGCCCGCGAUACUCGGUCUUCCCGGAUUCCUGUAAACGACAUGGUCGUCUUCGCCUAUCAUGGAACAUUAGCUACGAGAAAAGAGGCUUAUUGCUAAAACUUAGCUAAGAAGAACCUGGUUUAUGACUGCUUCUAGAUUAGUGACUCUUAUAGGAACACAUCUACUUGUAAGGAAGGAAUACAAAACUUGCACUGUAAUUAUAUAUAAAGAGCGGAUCCAUUACUGUUCCAAACACGAACAUCAUAUCCUGACAUUAUGCGCGUGAUGCCCCCCAAAAAACAAAAGAAGACCACACCAAUAUAUAUAUACCAAUAUCAUACUACAGUAAUCAAACACUAACGUUUUUCUCCACUUCAGAAAAGACAUCCACCCACGUAGUGCUGUUCCCACUUGGUUUCC